UCUCAUUCGCUCUCUCACACGCCAGCGCACAUCCAGCGCCAAACUCGGUGCGUUCUGACAUCUGAGUUCACUGUCAAUCUCUGUCUCCUUCGCAGGGAUAUCCCCUCCGUCUCCGCCGAAGACCACUGGAAACUAAUUUUUCCUCUUCAAAAGUUCCGGGGGAGAGCGAGACACUCAAAUCCUGGUCGGCUUUUUGGCUUUUUGCUCUUUUUCUCCCCCCCACCCCCCACCUCCUAUUAUUUUGGUGUGGAGAGCGGGGCUCUACAGCCUAUAGUUUAUAAAGGACGGAGGAUGCCCCAAAAAGAAUACCACAACCAAGCCACGUGGGAGUCUGGCGUAGCCUCAAUGAUGCAGAACAGUCACAGUGGCGUAAACCAGCUUGGUGGUGUGUUUGUUAAUGGCAGACCGCUGCCGGAUUCCACCAGGCAGAAAAUAGUUGAACUUGCUCAUAGUGGCGCUCGACCCUGUGACAUCUCCAGGAUACUGCAGGUGUCCAACGGCUGCGUGAGCAAGAUCCUGGGCAGAUAUUAUGAAACUGGCUCCAUAAGACCGAGAGCGAUAGGCGGCAGCAAGCCCCGUGUCGCCACUCCGGAGGUGGUCGCCAAAAUCGCGCAGUACAAGCGGGAGUGUCCGUCGAUCUUUGCCUGGGAGAUCCGCGACCGGCUGCUGUCGGAGGGGAUCUGCACCAACGACAACAUACCCAGCGUGUCAUCAAUAAACAGAGUCCUCCGCAACCUGGCGAGUGAAAAGCAACAGAUGGGCGCAGAUGGCAUGUAUGACAAGCUGAGAAUGCUCAACGGUCAGACAGGAACUUGGGGGACCCGGCCAGGCUGGUACCCCGGAACAUCAGUGCCAGGGCAGCCCAACCAAGAUGGCUGCCAGCAGCAGGACGGCGCAGGAGAAAACACGAACUCCAUCAGCUCGAACGGCGAAGACUCGGAGGAGACGCAGAUGCGUCUGCAGCUCAAGAGAAAACUGCAGAGGAACCGCACGUCUUUUACGCAGGAGCAAAUCGAGGCGCUGGAAAAAGAAUUUGAGAGAACGCAUUAUCCAGAUGUUUUCGCACGGGAAAGACUAGCGGCGAAAAUCGACCUGCCCGAAGCAAGAAUACAAGUAUGGGGGUCAAUGCUUGGCAGGCCUGAUUCUGCACUAGCAAACACCUACAGUGCGCUGCCCCCCAUGCCCAGCUUCACCAUGGCCAACAAUCUACCUAUGCAACCCAGCCAGACCUCCUCUUACUCCUGCAUGCUGCCUACCAGUCCGCCUGUGAACGGGCGGAGCUACGAAACAUACACGCCCCCUCAUAUGCAGGCACAUAUGAACAGCCAAUCAAUGACCACUUCUGGUACCACCUCAACAGGACUCAUCUCUCCUGGAGUGUCUGUCCCUGUCCAAGUCCCAGGGAGCGAGCCUGACAUGUCUCAGUACUGGUCAAGACUACAGUAGAGAGAAGAGCUACUUCACCCUGUAAGCACCCACUCCACCAUCGCCCUCCGGCAGUGCUCCUCACAAAUACAUGGCACAGGAGAGAAAGGGGGAAGAAGAAGAAAAAAAGGCGCGAGAGGGUUGAGGAAGAGGCAACAGACAGGAGAGGAAAGAACGAGAGGGACUCUGGGAGAGCCUUGGGACGUCUGGGCUUUGUUUCCCCCCCGCUGGGACAGUGUGCUGUUGUGUAGCUCUAGGCACAUUCAAACGAGGACUUGGAAGAGAGAGAGACCAACAGUGGAGAGAGACAGAAAAAAAAAUAUGGACCUCUGUAAAGUGCCCGGUGUUAAAUUUUUAUGGAACAAAAACUUAUCCGUUCUUUUUCUAUUUCCAACUUCAGUCAUUGUUUCCCUUUUUUUCUUCUGACGUGUUUGUAAAUGGCCAUUUGUAUGUUAAUAUGAAAAAAAAAAAGAAAAACAAGAUCAAGUACUGAUAGACGGACUGCUAGAAAACCAUGUUGUUUUUUUUUUUUUUUUUUUUUUUUGCUAAAGGAGAAGCUGAGAGAAUCUGCCAUGACUAUCUUUUAAUCUGCUUAUAUCGAGACUUUCUACCAGCCUUUUGCAUGGUCUCUGGACGCAUAUCAUUAAAGACGAAAAAAGCUGGAGGGAAGACUCUUACUGUGACAGAAAGGAAAAAAAAAGAAGAGAAAACUAUUUAUUGGUCCUAUUUUGUUGCGAACGGAUAUUCGGUGGAGGAAAACUCCAAGUCGAUCCACCCACUGAGGCCGCGGCGGUCUCGGCCUCUGAUACAAGGCCUUGCAUUUAUUAGAUUGGGAAUCCUAUCAACAGCUCCAAGCGUGCAAAGACGGCACAGCUUGCAACACAAGUUGGACCUCCUGCUUCUGUGGUUGGAUUGAUUCUUUAGAUUACCACCGAGAACAUUACGCGUGGAAAACAGGUGCAGCAAGACCCCCCCCUCACCACCACCCGUCCCCCUCCACGCCUCCCUUCCCCCCCCAAACACCUGUAUUCUGUAAAUGGUUGACUGCGUCUUCGAUAUAAUCCAGUUUGUUAAUGUCCAAAUGUAAAGUACUUGUCUUCCCUUUUUUUUUUUUCGGAAAUCUUCCAGAAAGAUUUCUCCAAUAAAAGUCAAUUUCAGUUUUACAUUCCCAAGAAUAUUCUAUAAAUGUUCCAUUGCAUCAUGAAAUACACUUCUUUAGGGUCAGGUACAAUUUGUCUCUUAGGUAUAGUUGUAAUAUAGUGUCCUAUGGUCAUAAAAAAAAAAAGAAAAAGAAAAUGUGCAACUAGAAAUAUUUAAUUCCUAUAAUUAUGAUUAAACAUUGCUUGACAGAGUUUUAAACUUAAGUGUUUGGCAGUUGUUUACAAGUACAUAUCAGAUCUAAUCAUUGUUGAUUGUAAAACAGACCAAAGCCUUUGUAUUUCAUCUAGAACACAAUGUUUCUUUCAUUCUGUUUUUUUUUUUAAAGAUAUUAGUUUUGUGUUGCAAAAUUUUGUAAGCACAUUUUGUUCAACUACAUUGGCUUCGAAGACUGCAGUCGAACAGUCCUUAUUUAUAAUUAAAGACCAUGGGAUGGGUUUUAUUUUU
Messenger RNA from Poecilia reticulata (guppy), 3030 nucleotides. The record is from RefSeq and is a predicted model, not a curated record. Lineage: Eukaryota; Metazoa; Chordata; Actinopteri; Cyprinodontiformes; Poeciliidae.